Messenger RNA from Menidia menidia (Atlantic silverside), 1448 nucleotides. The record is from the annotation of a GenBank genome assembly. NCBI's taxonomy places the organism in Eukaryota, Metazoa, Chordata, Actinopteri, Atheriniformes, Atherinopsidae.
UUGACAGGAUCUUGCGUUCCAUACGAGGGAAGGCUGAUUAAACUGCCUCCAAGCCUUUAACACCACUCCCAGAGCAGUCAGUAGAAGUCCCUCACCGAGUCACUUCUGACUGCCAGCGCUUUGUUAACCUCACGUUAAAACUUGAAAGGUCUCUAAAACCAUCGCCAUCGUCAGAAGGCAAAGUUUUGACUCGUGGAAAGCUCCAGAAACUUAAUUGUCGGGCCGGUGAGACGCAGUCAGCAUGGUGUUGAAAUCCGAAGACGGAGUGGUGCCAGACGACCUCACUCCAGAGGAGCAGCAGGAGCUGGAGAAUAUCCGCCGGCGCAAGCAAGAGCUGCUGGAGGACAUUCAGCGUCUCAAAGAUGAGAUAGCAGAAGUGACCAGUGAGAUCGAGAACCUGGGUUCCACUGAGGAGAGGAAAAACAUGCAGAGGAAUAAACAGGUGGCCAUGGGUCGUAAGAAAUUUAACAUGGACCCCAAAAAGGGAAUCCAGUUUCUGAUUGAGAAUGACUUGCUGAAAAACACCAGUGAUGAUAUUGCUCAAUUCCUCUACAAAGGCGAGGGUCUCAACAAAACAGCAAUUGGAGACUAUCUCGGAGAGAGAAAUGGAUUUAAUAUCCAAGUCCUCCAUGCUUUUGUGGAACUACAUGAGUUUACAGACCUCAACCUAGUUCAGGCCCUAAGACAGUUUCUGUGGAGUUUUCGGCUGCCGGGAGAAGCCCAGAAGAUUGACCGUAUGAUGGAGGCCUUUGCUCAGCGCUACUGUCAGUGCAACCCUGGUGUUUUCCAGUCCACAGACACCUGUUACAUCCUCUCAUUUGCCAUCAUCAUGCUCAACACCAGCCUCCACAAUCCAAACGUGAAGGACAAACCCACUGUGGAGCGCUUUAUCUCAAUGAACAGGGGCAUAAACGAUGGAGGAGACUUACCUGAGGAUCUGCUCAGGAAUCUGUACGAGAGCAUCAAGAACGAACCUUUCAAAAUUCCGGAAGACGACGGUAACGACCUCACACACACUUUCUUCAACCCAGACAGAGAAGGCUGGCUUCUUAAGCUGGGGGGGCGUGUUAAAACCUGGAAGAGGAGGUGGUUCAUCCUUACAGAUAAUUGUCUUUACUACUUUGAAUACACAACAGACAAAGAGCCCAGAGGAAUCAUCCCUUUGGAAAACCUGAGCAUCAAGGAGGUGGAGGAUAAGAAACCCAACUGCUUCGAGCUUUUCAUCCCUGACAACAAAGACCAGGUGAUAAAAGCAUGCAAAACUGAAGCUGAUGGCCGAGUUGUUGAGGGCAACCACACCUUCUACCGCAUCUCCGCCCCCACCGCUGAGGAAAAAGAGGAAUGGAUGAACAGCAUCAAAGCUGCCAUCAGCAGGGACCCCUUUUACGAGAUGUUGGCUGCCAGGAAGAAGAAGGUGUCGUCCAUGAAGAGGCACUAGAGCUGCUCAG